ACCACCUUUUUAUAUGUCCUUUACGCGUGCAAGCUCUCCCAUUCCAUUCGGUUGGAUAGAGCUUAUUCCACUCCACCAUGUCCAUCCCCUUCCUUCUCCUCCUCCUCUUCUCUCUUUGGCAUCGUGCCUCUCUGGGCACGGCUCGAGACAAUUGGGCCGUGCCGAUGUCCUUUGAGAAGCACAAGACCUAUAUUGUCCAUGUUCACCCAAAACUUGCCUCCUCUUCGCCUGAGAAACCCCGAGAACUGGAGGAGUGGUACAAGUCCUUCUUGCCCUCGGCCAUGCUGAGCUCCGGCGAGUUCAAGUCGCGGCUGAUCUACUCCUAUAGUAGUGUCAUCAGUGGGUUCGCUGCAAGAUUGACGGACGAAGAGCUGGCCGACGUCAAGAAGAAGGCUGGCUUCGUCCAUGCUUAUCCCGACCGGCUGGUUCGCCUCCAAACCACGCACACGCCCCAAUUCCUCGGCCUGCAACACAAUUAUACCACGGGCUUCUGGAAGGACUCCAACUUUGGCAAAGGGGUGAUCGUCGGCGUUCUGGAUACCGGAGUUUUGCCGAGCCACCCGUCAUUCGAUGACGAAGGGAUGCCGCCGCCACCGGAAAAAUGGAAGGGUAGCUGCGAGUUCACUGCAUCCAGCUGCAACAACAAACUCAUCGGAGCGAAGAGGUUUGCCAAAGGAGCCAGCGCCAUGCACGGAUUUUACGGUGGCAUGAAGCAGGAUGAGCCGUUUGAUGAUGAUGGGCACGGGACGCACACCGCCGCCACGGCUGCCGGCAUGUUCGUCGACAAUGCCGAUGUCCUUGGCCAGGCCGCCGGCACCGCUGUCGGGAUGGCGCCCUACGCCCACCUGGCCGUCUACAAGGUCUGUAACUCAGAAGGAUGCACCACCUCCGACAUUCUAGCAGGAUUGGACAGCGCCGUCGAGGACGGCGUCGACGUGCUGUCCCUCUCCAUCAGCGGAGGCUCCUAUCCUUUCUACGACGACGGCAUCGCGAUCGGUUCCUUCAGAGCCAUCGAGAAUGGCAUCUUCGUCAGCUGCGCCGCUGGAAAUUCUGGCCCGUUUGCGAGCACGCUCUCGAACGAGGCGCCAUGGAUCUUGACGGUCGGCGCCGGCACCAUGGAUCGAUCCAUCCGGUCGGUCGUCGAGCUCGGCAACGGAGACCAGUUCGUCGGAGAAGCCCUCUACCAGUCGAACAAUGUUAUCGCCAAUCUGCCUCUGGUGUACCCUGGCUUCCUCGCAGGAUCCCAAGCAGCCACCUGCAAGAACGAGUCACUGGCCAGCGUCGACGUCAAGGGGAAGGUGGUGCUGUGCGACACCGGGGAGAUUACUCGGGUUGCCAAGGGGGAAAACGUGAAGAGCGCCGGAGGAGCCGCCAUGAUUCUUGCUAACAGCGAAGCCGCCGGAUUCACCACCUUGUCCGACAUCCACGUCCUGCCGGCAUCUCAUGUGAGCUAUGCUGAUGGAUUGAAGAUUAAAUCAUACAUAAAGUCGGCGUCAAAUCCCACGACAUCGAUCGCCUUUGAGGGUACGGUUCUUGGAACGUCCCCGGCUCCGAUGGUCGGUUACUUCUCCUCCAGAGGGCCCAACCAGGCCGACCCGAACAUCCUGAAGCCGGACAUCAUCGGCCCCGGGGUGAACGUUUUGGCCGCGUGGCCGUUCCCGGUGGGAACGUCCGGUGCCGCAGCCUCGUUUAACAUAAUCUCGGGCACCUCCAUGGCCACUCCUCACCUCAGCGGGAUCGCCGCCCUGCUAAAGAGUGCGCACCCCGACUGGUCCCCCGCCGCGAUCAAGUCGGCGAUCAUGACGACCGCCGACCGGACGGCGAACGACGGCAAACUCAUUCGUGAUCAGAGCAUGGAAGUCGCCGACUUCUACGCUGUCGGCUCCGGCCACGUGAAUCCAACGAAAGCUAAUGAGCCGGGCCUCGUCUACGAUAUGGACUCGGACGAUUAUAUCGCCUACCUCUGCGGCCUGCAGUACACCGACGAGGAAGUAAGCAUCAUCGUCGGCCAUGCGAUCGAGUGCUCGGGUAUCGAGAGCAUUUCCGGCGCAGAGUUGAACUACCCGUCGUUCGUGGUGUUCCUGAGCGCCGAGAAUGAGUACAAGAUGAAGGUGACACGGACGGUGACGAACGUGGGAGCUCCGGGGUCGGAAUACGCGGUGAACGUGACGCCUCCGAGUGGGGUGUUGGUGACCGUGGAACCAAAGAAGCUCUCAUUCUCGGAGGUUAAUGAGAAGGCGCAGUACACUGUUACCUUCUCGGGCAAAGGUAAAGGCGAGGGGACCGAGAGAGGCUUCUUGACGUGGGUCUCAUCUGCUCAAAAUACCAGCGUCACUGGUCCGAUUACGGUCUCCGUCGCUUGAAAGACUGCUUAAAAAAAAACGACCAAUAAGUGUUUGGACUUAUUUGUGUCAAAGUACGCAGUGAACUUUGCCUAUAUCGGAUGGUUCUUUUUAAAAAAAUAAAUAAUUCCCUGUGAUGCACGAAGAGAUCAGAGCGUUA
This is a messenger RNA of Elaeis guineensis (African oil palm), 2502 nucleotides long. RefSeq names its product subtilisin-like protease 4. Gene Ontology annotation, biological process: proteolysis. The record is from RefSeq and is a predicted model, not a curated record. Gene Ontology annotation, molecular function: serine-type endopeptidase activity. NCBI's taxonomy places the organism in Eukaryota, Viridiplantae, Streptophyta, Magnoliopsida, Arecales, Arecaceae.